AUGGAAUAGGAAAACACCACAUUAUUUGCUGUUAUGCUCAACUAGAUUGUUAAGCAGAACCGUUUCCAUGAUGAAUCAUUCUUGGAAAAAUUGAAAUUAGUUUGCUUGAAUUCUUAAAAUGAUGAAAUACUUAAGAAAGCAGAUAUAGCCUUUUCAAAACUCUACGAAUUCAUAGAGUCAUCCUUCAAGACUCUUAAGAUCACUGAAGAGAACAAAGCUUUAGUUGCUCCCCUCUAACAACCUAAAGUUCAUCGUCUCUACGUAGAUGGUGUCUUUGAUUUGACUCACUCAGGUCACUUCAAUGCUAUUCGUUAAGCUAAGUAGCUUUGUGAAAUUUUAGUUUUAGGUGUUGUUUCCACUGAAGAAGUUAUUAAGCGUAAAGGUCCUCCCGUUUUGACUUAUGAAGAACGUGUUGGAAUUGCCCGUGCAUGCAAAUGGGUUGAUGAAAUCUAUGAGAAUGCCCCUUAUGACCCAAGCAUCGAACUUCUUGACAAGCUUAACUGCAGUCAUGUUGCUCAUGGAGACGAUCUUAUAUUGCUUCCUGAUGGAACUGAUUCCUAUUAAGCUUUCCGUAAUGUUAAUCGUUUCUUAACAUUUAAGAGAACUGAAGGUAUUUCAACAACAGAUAUCGUUGGUCGUUUGCUCCUUUUAACUAAAACUGAACCCAACUUAGCCAUGUAAAAGAUUCGUAAAAUGAGUGGUGACGGUGCUCACGUAAUUGCCAGUAAAAUCAAUGAAAUUAAUGAUCAUCACGAAACCCAAUCUAUCUAGUAAACUCAAGAACAUGAAGUCGAUGAAAAGACAGCCCACAAAGUAAAACUUCUUAACACUACUAAGAGAAUCCGUUAAUUCAGUCAUGGUUUAAAAGAACCUCAACCUGGUUAAAAAAUAGUAUAUAUUGAUGGUUCUUAUGACAUGAUUCAUAUUGGUCACAUCUCAACUCUCUAAAAAGCCAAGGAAUUAGGAUAUUUAAUUGUAGGUUUACACGACGAUGAUGUUAUAUCUGAAAAGAAAGGCAGACAUUAUCCUCUCCUCAAUCUUUAAGAAAGAGUACUUAGUGUUCUAGCUCUUAAGUAUGUAGAUGAAGUUGUCAUUGGUGCACCUUGGAAGGUAACUAAGGCUAUGAUCGACUAAUUCAAAAUCGAUCUAGUUGUUUCAGGUUCUAUUGACAAACAUGAAUUCCCUCCCACAGAACAUGAAGAUGAUCCCUAUGAAAUUCCCAAAUAAUUAGGAAAGUUCAGCGUAAUACCCUCCACUUAUGAAAUUACAACUGAUAAAAUUAUUGAAAGAAUCCUCCAUAAUAGAAAGAACUUCUUAGACAUAUACAAUAUUAAAAAUAAAAAGUAGGAUCAAUAUUAUAAGCAAAAGGAAGAAAAGAAAGGUGAAGACGUAUAAGAAAUUUGA
Molecule: messenger RNA, 1404 nt
Organism: Tetrahymena thermophila SB210
Lineage: Eukaryota; Ciliophora; Oligohymenophorea; Hymenostomatida; Tetrahymenidae
Product: choline-phosphate cytidylyltransferase
Exons: 1
Biological process (GO): phosphatidylethanolamine biosynthetic process
Cellular component (GO): cytoplasm
Molecular function (GO): ethanolamine-phosphate cytidylyltransferase activity
Source: RefSeq, a predicted model, not a curated record